Messenger RNA from Cyprinus carpio (common carp), 3318 nucleotides. Its product is annotated as double-stranded RNA-binding protein Staufen homolog 1-like. Bases 356 to 2500 code for a protein of 714 amino acids. The transcript has 15 exons. Lineage: Eukaryota; Metazoa; Chordata; Actinopteri; Cypriniformes; Cyprinidae. The record is from RefSeq and is a predicted model, not a curated record.
GAUGUCAUUUCCUGGCAGGGGCGGAAAAUAUCGGGCUAUUCUCUUUAGUGUUUGCCCUGUCUACUCUCACCGUCUCUACCUCUCUCCCGUAUUUUCAUACUAAACCAGUCCAGAACCCCUUAAAACAGGACGAAACCGAACAGACACUAUACUUUAACAUCGUAACUCAUGGAGUAAAUCACAACCGGAGAGAAAGAAACCGAGGUAAAGCUUUGCAGUCAUCCUUCAUUCUACAAACCCUCACUGUGUCGCUCUCUCUUUCAAACAACCCUUGUUCGUGAAGUACUCUUCCUACCUGACUGCAAAGUCUAUACCUGGUCAUUCAAACAACCCACCUUCCUACCAGCCAAUCAGAAUGUCACAGCUUCAGUUCCAGGUGCCUGGCAACCCUGCACCCAGUGCCGCCCCUUUACAGCUGGCCCCGCCCCAACCCGGGUUCAGCAUUCCCUGCGGCGCCGCUCCUUUACCCUCAGAGAGUGCCAGUCACCCGCUCCGAAACUCCGCCUUGCCUUCUGCCUCUGCCACGCCCUUCUGCAACCCCACAGUAUCUAACAUGGCAAACCCUAAAGAGAAGACCCCUAUGUGUUUGGUAAAUGAGUUAGCCCGUUACAAUAAGAUCCAACCUGAAUACAAGCUACUCAGUGAACAAGGACCAGCCCACUCCAAGAUUUUCUCAGUGCGGUUAACUCUGGGGGAUCAGCACUGGGAUGCAGAGGGGACCAGUAUCAAAAAAGCUCAGCACUCAGCAGCAACAUGUGCUCUCGCCCAAAGCACUCUCCCCAAACCCAGUCACAGAAGCCCCCGCCACCCAGGCAAGAACCCAGGUGGGAUCUACAAGGGCUUAGAGUAUAAUGUAACCCACACUGUGGAGCUUAAUGCACUUUGUAUGAAGUUGGGCAAGAAGCCCAUCUACAAACCUAUAGAUGCCUACCAGGGGAUGAGACCAGCAUUCAACUACAACAUCAGAGCACCAAGCCCUUAUGCACGCUCCAUGCAGCAUUAUUACUAUCCAUUUCCUCCUGUGGGGCCAGUACUGUAUCAUAUGGAGCUGUCUAUCGGUGGACAACAAUUCCACGGCAAGGGCCGCACGCGUCAAGCAGCCAAACAUGACGCUGCGGCUAAAGCUAUCAAAUAUCUGCAGAAAGAGCCAAUAAUGCAGCAGCUAGCUGAGAUGGACGAAGAGCCAGUACAAGAAAACCUUAACAAAUCAGAGAUCAGCCAAGUGUUUGAGAUUGCACUGAAGCGCAACAUGCCUGUGAAUUUCGAGGUGCUAAAAGAGACUGGGCCUCCCCACAUGAAGAGUUUUGUGGUGAGGGUAACUGUGGGCGAGUUUUCAGGGGAAGGUGAAGGCAAAAGCAAGAAGAUUGCCAAGAAACUAGCUGCCAUCGCUGUCCUAGAGGAGCUCCGCAAACUGCCUCAACUACCUGUCACUGACAAGAUACCACUACGUAUUAAAAAGAAAAGCAAGUCCAUUAUUAAGCUGCAGACCAGCCCUGAGUACGGUCAGGGCAUGAACCCCAUCAGCAGACUGGCUCAGAUCCAGCAGGCUAAGAAAGAAAAAGAGCCUGAGUACACAUUAGUGACAGAGAGAGGACUGCCUCGACGCAGGGAGUUUGUCAUGCAGGUGUCAGUUGGAGGUCAGAAUGCAGAGGGAAUGGGACCUAGUAAAAAAGUGGCCAAGAGAAAUGCAGCCGAGAAGAUGCUGGAGCUUCUGGGCUUUAAAGUGCCUCAGCCACAACCACCCAAACCGGCGCUGAAAACAGACGAGAAGGCACCUGCUAAGAAACCUGUAAUUAAAGUAAACUUACCUUAUCCGAGCCCUGCUCAGAAGACAAAUUCACUUGAAUGUUGUCAUAUGCAAUUGAUUCAUGUGUUUCUCAAAGCAGUCAAUAAGGAGGAGAAUUUCAGAGUUCCCUUCCUCAGCCAUCAGCAGCUUCCUGCUGGCAUUUUACCCAUGGUGCCUGAGGUGGCACAGGCAGUGGGUGCCAACCAGGGACCCCAUGCCAGAGACUACGGUCGCACAGCUGCCCCCAACCCAGCCAAGGCCACAGUAACGGCGAUGAUUGCCAAUGAGCUGCUGUACGCUGGGACGUCCCCAACAGCAGAGGGUAUACUGAAGACCAACAACAGCUUGGCACACAGACCCCACGGACCCCUUACCAGACCAUCAGAACAGCUCAGCUACCUGGCCACUGUACAGGGCUUACAGGUUGAAUACAAAGACUUUCCCAAAAACAACAAGAAUGAGUUUGUGUCUCUGAUCAACUGUUCCUCUCAGCCCCCUCUCAUCAGCCACGGCAUCGGCAAGGACGUGGAGUCCUGCCAUGACAUGGCUGCUCUGAACAUCCUGAAGCUUCUGUCAGAACUUGACCAGCAGUCCAAUGAGCGCACAGCUAAUGGACCAAUGACAGGGUGCAACAAACAAGACCUCGAGGGUGAUGCAUUAUUAAAACCGGCUAACCCAAGCACUAUCAGAAAGACUCUGGACGGCACAGUAUAGAAUUGACUUUGAUUGGUCGUUUUAUUUGUAAAACACUAGAGAAAAGUCAGAAGCAGAGUUUUGAUUGGCUGCUCAAAAAGGCCUUUUGAGUAAUUCUUAAUAGAUCUUAGAUUUAAAAAAAGUUGAAGUAUUCAAAACCGUUAAACAAGGUCAAGAGUUGUUAAUUUUGUUAAAUUGUUCACAUGCAGUGAUACAUUUUUAAACGAUAAGGCUUUGGAAAAGUCGCCUCAUCAUAUCCAGUGAAGUGGUGUUAUGUUUUCGUUGUUAAACGGUAAAACGAUUAUCGUGAAGUUUGACUUGAGUAGAUUGGCUUUUCUUUGUUGCUCCAAGGACGUCAUGUUUUCAGUGUCAUGAUUUUUUGUUCUCGCUUUUAUUUUUCAUUUAUUUUUAAUGUUGUAUUAUAGGAACCCAGCGAGUUGGGUUGUUGUGUUAGCACUGUUGUGAAGUGCAGUAUAAAACCCCAUUGAAGGAUAUGAUGAAGCUCUCUAACACGUCUCUGCUGUGGUGGUUUUUCUCCAGUGCUUUUUGAGUUACAAUGAUGACCAUAACACUCACACAAAAAAAGUUUAAAUUUCGUCUACAUUUUCAUGUAGGUCUGGGAAAAUGUUGCGACUUCAGUGUAGAGUGUGGUGGUGUUUUUUGUUGUGUAUGGAAGCGAGUGAGUAAAUGUUUGUUUCAAGCACGAUAAUCUUCAGUCAUGUCAGUUAAACUGAUACAUUCUCCAAACAGUGUUGACCCCGCCCAUCUCUCUACCAGUUGCAUCCUGUUUUCCUCAUGGAAUAUGAGUAAAAAUUAUGUGCCUCUUGCACAAAUAAAAA